AUGAAUAAACAACAACUAAGAUUAGUCAGUACAUGCAGCAAUGUCAGUGACAAAUCUGAGGUAUCAGUCUUAUGCGAUUCCUCUGGAGAGGUUCGAAUGAAAGUUUUUCGUGGUCAUUUCGAUGCUAUUAAUUCAUGCCAAUUUUGCAAUCGAGAUUCACUAAUUUUAUCCGCAUCGAAUGAUAAAACAAUUCGAUUUUGGGAAAGCGAUGGUGGAAGCCAAUUGCAAAGUUUAAACUUACAUACAGAUAUAAUUUCUUGUUGUCGUGUAAACUCAAAAACGGACCCUAAAUUUUCAUUUGUUACAUCGAGUUGGGAUAAAUCGGUAGCAAAAUGGGAUGGAGAAACCGGUCAAAAUCUGUGGAGAGGCUUUCAUGAUGGUAUUGUUACUACUUGUGCAAUAUCAUCUGAUGCCCAUGUCAUAGUGUCAGCAUCCGAUGGCGACUAUGUCAUAAAAGUAUGGGAUACAAGAACCGACGAAAAUGCAGUCCAUACUAUUAAAAUCAUACAGGGUUUUGAUCUAGAUACAUUUCUUGAAGAAUUAGACAACUUCCUGGGAUAUAGUAAAUUGCUAAAUUAG
Molecule: messenger RNA, 579 nt
Organism: Trichoplax adhaerens
Lineage: Eukaryota; Metazoa; Placozoa; Uniplacotomia; Trichoplacea; Trichoplacidae
Exons: 6
Coding region: 1-579 (192 amino acids)
Molecular function (GO): protein binding
Source: RefSeq, a predicted model, not a curated record